CUCCCGCUCUGCCGUUAUUCUAUAACUUCUAAAAAUGCCGUUGAGUGAAUUUCGUCACGAAGGCAGAAACCGCCGCUUGUGAGCUACGGUUGGAAAUGCACCCACAACAAAAUCUGGAAGAUCAAAGAGAAGAAAGGGGCGGAAGAGCGCCAUUGCUGCUCGGCGCCUGGGAAGGUAUUUAACGCUGGGGAGCCGGGAAUCCAAAGCUAGAGAGCAAGGCAAAGAAUCCACAAAGCGCUGUACCAUGGCUUUGUCCUGCCGAAGCUGGCUAUCCAACGAGGGCGGAAAACAUCUGUUUUUGCUUUUCUGGUUGUUGGUGAACGUGUUGCUGUUUUGGAAGACCUUUAGACUUUAUUACUACGGUACACAGUAUUAUUAUUUGCAUCGGAUGCUUGGGCUAGGAUUAUGCAUUAGUAGAGCUUCUGCUUCAGUCCUGAAUAUGAACUGCAGUCUUGUCCUGUUACCCAUGUGUCGCACUUUAUUGGCAUUUCUCCGAGGAUCAAAGAAGGUAAUGAGCAGGAAAGCACGAAGAUUAUUGGAUAAGAGUAAAACGUUUCACGUAACGUGUGGUUUUACGAUAUGUUUAUUUUCAGUAGUCCAUGUUGCAGCUCACAUGGUCAACGCCCUGAACUUUUCUUUGUGCUUCAGUGAAGACUUUCCAGCUCUCAAUGUCGCUCACUAUCGGGAUGAGGAUCCCAGGAGGUUUCUCUUCACGACACUUCCAGGAGUAACUGGAUUUUUCAUGGUCCUGGUGCUGUUCUUAAUGUGUACAUCUUCAUCAUAUUCUUUAAGGUUUUCCAAUUUUGAUGUCUUUUGGUAUACACAUAACCUCUUCAUAGUAUUCUACAUUUUACUUUUGCUUCAUGUGACUGGAGGCAUGCUGAAAUAUCAGGCGAAUUUGGAUCAACACCUGCCUGGCUGCAUUAACCCGAAUAAAACAUCAAACGAUCAUUUCCCCACGUCAGAAUGUCCUGCAGAGCCAUUUCUAGAAGUCUAUACUGAGUCAGAAUCUGGGAUGGAGAACAACUCCAAGAAGAUCUGCAAUGAAGCCCCAAAAUUUCAGUCUAAUUUACAAGAGACAUGGUUUUGGGUCACUGGGCCUCUCUGUCUUUAUUGUGCAGAAAGGCUGUAUAGAUAUAUUCGGAGCAACAAACCAGUCACCAUUGUGUCUGUGAAUUCUCAUCCUUGUGAUGUAAUAGAAUUACGAAUGGUGAAAGAAAACUUCAGAGCAAGACCUGGUCAGUACAUUGUUCUGCACUGUCCAAGCGUAUCAACAUUUGAGAGUCAUCCCUUUACCCUCACAACAAGCCCUACAGAAAAUAGAGGAACGUUUGGAAUUCAUAUCCGUGUUCUAGGAGAUUGGACAGAAAGGUUUAGGGAAUUGCUGCUACUUGAUCCAAAUUUGGAUACAGAGAUCCUGCCUAUACUGCAGCAGAGAACUUACCCAAAGUUAUAUAUAGAUGGUCCAUUUGGGAGUCCAUCAGAGGAAGUCUUCAACUAUGAGGUUAGCCUUUGUGUGGCCGGUGGUAUUGGAGUGACCCCUUUUGCUUCAGUACUAAACACACUAUUAAAUGAUUGGAAACAGUAUAAGCUCAGACGACUUUACUUCAUUUGGAUUUGCAAGGAAAUUCAAUCUUUUUUCUGGUUUGCAGAUCUGCUUUGCAUUUUACAUGACAAGCUUUGGCAGGAGAACCGACCAGAUUAUUUGAACAUUCAGUUGUAUCUCAGUCAAGCAAAUGGAAUACAGCAUUUACGUGGGGAAAAAUAUCAAGCUCUGAAUUCAAGGCUUAUUAUUGGAAAACCCCGUUUGAAACUUCUGUUUGGAGAAAUAGCCAAGUGCAAUAGACAAAAAUGUGUUGGCGUUUUUUGCUGUGGGCCUAACAAGCUCUCCAAGGAACUGCACAAACUCAGCAACAAAAUCUGUUCACAUGGAACACAAUUUGAGUACAAUAAAGAAUCUUUCUCCUGAAGAUCAAUAAGGAACAAAAAAAAUCAGACAUGAAAGCUUGAAGUGCAAUUAUUUGCUGAUAUGAUAAUCAGCAGGAUGCGCCUUAUACAAUCUCUAAUCACCAAAGAGUGAACAUAUUGAAUCAAUGCUAAUUCAAUAGUCGGUGUGGCAGAGGUACCAGUUUAUGUAUCGGGUUUGUCAAAGUCAGUUCAUCAACUGGUAUUUUUCUAAUAUCAGUGGUUGUAUACCAGGUAUUUUAUUUCUAUUAGAACAAUUUUAUGUAAGGUUUGAAGUGUUGUUGCCAUUUUCAUAAAUCUAUUUCUUAUAAAAGAAAUGUAUCUGCAGAACUCAAUUUUGACAUAUGGUGAUGGGAAAAUUGGUUGUUCUAUUCUGAAAUGUCGAAACAGUCCAGGCUUCUGUGUAUCAAUUACUUCCCCAUACUACCUUAAUUAGUGUAGUUUUCUGUAACUGGCUGAGAAGCAAAGUGCCUUUUCAUCAUUUAUAUUUCCGAGAACUGGAUAUUAAAGCAUAUUUAUUAUAUUAAUAGGGUGGCUGGGAAGGAAAGAUUUUUUUUCUGAAUAACUAAGACAUAACCACGAUAAUACACUUGUAAAUGUGAUGCUGAUGAACUGUCACUGGAUUUUAAACAUUAAUGCUGCUUUCUCCCCACAGAUGUUGCCUUGGUUUUAUUUCAGAUCUCCAGCAUCUGACAUUUUUUUUAGUAUAAUGCAAAUUUGAUUUGUUACAAUCAGACUG
Messenger RNA from Hemiscyllium ocellatum (epaulette shark), 2704 nucleotides. RefSeq names its product NADPH oxidase 4. Lineage: Eukaryota; Metazoa; Chordata; Chondrichthyes; Orectolobiformes; Hemiscylliidae. Gene Ontology annotation, molecular function: superoxide-generating NAD(P)H oxidase activity. The record is from RefSeq and is a predicted model, not a curated record. Gene Ontology annotation, biological process: superoxide anion generation; defense response. The transcript is spliced from 18 exons. Gene Ontology annotation, cellular component: NADPH oxidase complex; plasma membrane. Bases 245 to 1969 code for a protein of 574 amino acids.